Molecule: messenger RNA, 885 nt
Organism: Penicillium oxalicum
Lineage: Eukaryota; Fungi; Ascomycota; Eurotiomycetes; Eurotiales; Aspergillaceae
Exons: 1
Coding region: 1-885 (294 amino acids)
Source: RefSeq, a predicted model, not a curated record
AUGUCACCUCCGUCGCCCGGCUCGAGUGCAUAUCCGUUGCCGCUGGGCAAUGGUUCCCAUCUGAACAUGAACAACAACGGGCGGGUUCGCUCGCGCAGCAGCGCGACCAGUUACUUUGCUCUGCUGUCCUCGACCGAGGAUAAGCACCACCAGCAUGAUCGUCCUGUGAGCCGCAAGCAGCACUACCAUCACCGAAGCAGUGGCAGCGGCAGCGGCAGCAGCAGUGGGAGUCGCAGUGGCAGUGGCACACCCACCGGUCGACACAUGGAUGACUGUUCCUCGUGGGUGCCGGGAUGGCUUGGUGCAUAUGGCCCCCACCCGCCCCCCACGCACCACGCGAUCGACGGACAAUAUCAUUGUUCCGGCCAGUCAUAUUUCCCCUUGACCGAGCCACCCACGCAUUCUCUGUCGGAGAGCAGCUGUCAUGGCCCUCAUGUCAUGGCCCCAAAUUCCUCCCUGGGUACAUCCACCUUGACGACGACCACCACGCCUCCCUCCACCAUCUCCAGCACUGCCACGCCCUUUUCUUCCCCCCUGGCGCCCCUCACCGAUGCAGAGAUCGACGCGAUGAUUCUUCAAUUCCCGGACUUGACAGACGGCUUCCCGCCCGGCUACCCCGAUUCCAUGGACGAGAUGGGCCCGUUUGAUCCCGCCGAGGCAGAUGCGGGUUUGGCCAGUUGGCUCAAUGAACAGCACGCCUUUGCCUUGAAUCUGAGUGAGGAACCGUCGGUGGGGCAGAGCAAGCGAGGCUUGACGGCCGAAGGGUAUUCGGGGGACAUGUCCGCGGAUGGCACGAGUACGAGCACGGGGAUGGGCAUAGGAUGGGAGACGGGGAUCAAGAAAUUAAAGGUUUUUCAUGAGGAAUUCAAUCAAGGUCGAACAUGA